AUGGAUGAGUACACCAGAGAACCUUGGUAUGUUGUUUUAUUACUUUUGUUGGUAUUUAGGUAAUAUUGGAGUAGGAAUUGAGGGUUUUGAAGUGAUUUAUGAUGAGGAUUGAUAAUUGAUAAACACGUGAUUUUUUACCUGUUUCUGGUGAUAAAGUAUUGAAUUAAGAAAAUAAAAUUUUUAUUUUUGGUUUACUUAAGGGUAUAGAUGGACUUUUUAUUGUAAUGUUAACAUCGAAUAUACUUUCAGUCCUCACAGGAUCUUUGCCGAUGCGGGUUCAGCGUUUGCCAUGGGAUUGGUGGGUGGAAGUAUCUUUCACUCUUUUUCGGCCUACAAAAAUGCUGCCAGAAAUCAAAAAUUGGCUAAUAUUUUCCGUGAGGUCAGGAUCAGGAGUCCCGUGACUGGUGGGCAGUUUGCUGCUUGGGGUGGUAUGUUCAGUACCAUCGAUUGCACAUUGGUCGCUAUCAGGAAAAAGGUAAGUAUUUGUGUUGUUUUUGAUGUUUAGGUAGUCGAUGGAUACAAAUUAUAGUUUAUUUUUGAUUUAUGGAAAGUAUUAGGAUAUAGGUAUACCUAACACAUUGUUUUUUAAAAAUGCGAUAAAGGAUCGAAAAUUUUUGACAAUUUUUUCUUUAAUGGGGAAGUUCUUGUCCUGCUUGAUCUAUAAAGAAGGUUUUUAUUAUUUUCUGCGUUGCAAUUUAAGUUUUAAUAGCAAUAUGGUUUUAGGAGGAUUCAUGGAACUCUAUAUCUUCUGGCGCUCUAACCGGUGGUCUUUUGGCAAUUCGAUCAGGGCCAAAGGUGAUGGCAGGCUCAGCCAUUUUGGGUGGUGUUGUACUAGCCAUGAUUGAAGGUAUGGGCGUGGUAAUGAACAGGUUUAUGGGGCAAAUGUACGACCCAACAGCUCAGUCACCGCCAGAGGAUCCGAUUGCCUUGCCAAGCAAAAAAGAUGCUCAAAUUGAAGGUGCCAACUUUGAUGAAGCGUCAAAAACACCAGCUCCAUUUGGUUUACCUACUUUGAAUCUUUAA
This is a messenger RNA of Bursaphelenchus okinawaensis, 1023 nucleotides long. The record is from the annotation of a GenBank genome assembly. NCBI's taxonomy places the organism in Eukaryota, Metazoa, Nematoda, Chromadorea, Rhabditida, Aphelenchoididae.